UAUCACUUACUUAUUUUCUCUCUUCACAAUUACAGCAAUCCUUCAGUGCUUACUAUAAAUUUUGAGAUCUGAGAUUAAUUAGCAAUUAUGGAUUGCAAGUGUUAUUUUAAUUUUUUAAUUUUAAUUAUUACAUUUUCUUCACUUGUGCUUGUUGGGUUUUCUCAUGCUCAAAACAGUGAGGAAAUAUCAAGAUUAUAUGGAAGAGGGAUUUACAGAGGCAUUAAUGUGUAUUCUGAAGAAGGUGAAACAAAGAAAAAACAAGAUACGGCAUGUGUGACCAAAUUAUUGCCUUGCGAGAAGUACCUGAGCGACCCAACGGGGGUUCCCGGAACUUGCUGCCAGCCGCUGAAAAAUUUGGUGAUAAAUGAGGCAGAGUGCCUUUGUGGUGUGAUCACUAAUCCUGGGAUCAUGAAGACUUUCAAUUUUACUGAGGAGCAGGCUGUCAAUCUUGCCGUUACUUGUGGUGCAAAGCCUAAUCUUGCUCUUUGCAAGAAUGCAACUUCACCAAUCAGUGCUCCAUCACCAUCACCUCCAUCGCCUCCAUCACCUCCAUCAAAUUCUGCUAAUAAUGGCACUUCCAAAACGGCACAUCCUCCAAGCGAGUCAGAGAAGACGACCGGUGCGGCCCAAAUCCAGAAAUCCAGUGGUUUUAUUGCUCUCUUUGUAGCUUUCCUUUCCUUGGCAUUAUCAGCCUAGAUUUUUCAUUUUCAGUGUAGAAGAAGACUGCUUCCAAUAAAUUAGUUUUUACUUUCAGACAUUUCAGCUUUA
Messenger RNA from Jatropha curcas, 768 nucleotides. NCBI's taxonomy places the organism in Eukaryota, Viridiplantae, Streptophyta, Magnoliopsida, Malpighiales, Euphorbiaceae. The record is from RefSeq and is a predicted model, not a curated record.